UGACCGGGGGGGUCUGACUGGAGGGGCAUCUGGGGCUCCGGCUCCCCGCAUCACCGCAGUCUCAGACGGUCUGAAGUCACCUCGUGGCCCUGCGUCCUCCCGAGUCCUCGCGGGACCGUGACGGGGCUCCGAUCGCCUAGUGCAGGAAGCGAGGAACGUCAGAGAGGAAGUGGAAGAUGGACAAGCCUCUGACACCAUCAACAUACGUGCGCAGCCUCAAUGUCGGAAUCAUUAGGAAGCUAUCGGAUUUUAUUGAUCCUCAAGAAGGAUGGAAGAAACUAGCGGUAGCUAUUAAAAAGCCAUCCGGUGAUGAUAGAUACAAUCAGUUUCAUAUAAGGAGAUUCGAAGCCUUGCUUCACACCGGGAAAAGCCCCACUUGUGAGCUGCUGUUUGACUGGGGCACCACAAACUGCACAGUCGGUGACCUUGUGGAUCUUCUGGUCCAGACCGAGCUUUUUGCCCCUGCUACGCUCCUGCUGCCAGAUGCUGUUCCCCAGACUAUCACCAAUAUACCUUCCGGAGAAGCGGUAACAGUGGCACAGACACAUGGGCCUUGCUGUGGGAAGGACAGGACAUCUGUGAUGCCAAAGCAAGAGCAAAGCUGUGUGCCACCCGACUCCUCACGUCCAGACAGUAAAAGCUCAGAAUUCAGCGAUACUCGUUUUCACAGUUUCUCAUUUUAUGAGCUGAAGAGUAUCACAAAUAACUUUGAUGAGCGACCCGUGUCUGUCGGUGGCAACAGAAUGGGGGAGGGGGGAUUCGGAGUGGUGUACAAGGGCUGUGUGGACAACACACCUGUGGCAGUGAAGAAGCUCGGAGCAAUGGUCGAAAUCAGCACUGAAGAAUUAAAACAACAGUUUGAUCAAGAAAUUAAAGUAAUGGCAAAGUGUCAGCAUGAGAACCUCGUGGAGCUCCUUGGCUUCUCCAGCGACAGCACUGAUCUGUGCUUGGUGUAUGCCUACAUGCCCAACGGCUCCUUGCUAGACAGACUGUCCUGCCUGGAUGGUACUCCACCGCUUUCUUGGCACAUGAGAUGCAAGAUUGCUCAGGGUGCAGCCAAUGGCAUCAGGUUUUUACAUGAAAAUCAUCACAUUCAUAGAGAUAUUAAAAGUGCAAAUAUCUUACUAGACAAAGACUUUACUGCCAAAAUAUCUGACUUUGGGCUUGCACGGGCUUCGGCAAAGUUUGCACAGACCGUCAUGACCAGCCGAAUUGUGGGCACAACAGCUUAUAUGGCACCCGAAGCUUUGCGAGGAGAAAUAACGCCCAAAUCUGACAUCUACAGCUUUGGUGUGGUUCUAUUAGAGCUGAUAACAGGACUUGCGGCCGUGGAUGAAAACCGUGACCCUCAGUUACUACUGGAUAUUAAAGAUGAAAUUGAAGAUGAAGAAAAGACGAUUGAAGACUACACGGACAAGAAGAUGAACGACGUGGACCCUGCUUCCGUCGAGGCCAUGUACUCCGCUGCUAGUCAGUGUCUGCAGGAAAAGAAAAAUAAGAGGCCGGACAUUACCAAGGUUCAGCAACUGCUCCAAGAAAUGUCUCCUUAAAACUAAUAAAACAGGACUUCAUUUGUUAAAUGUAUAUUUAUAUAUACACAGCUCUGGAACCACGCACCACCGCCACCACCUUUCUUUUUUUUCCUACUUCUUGUGAUCCUGGAGAUCAAACAAGUGCUUGGACACGAAGCUACAUCCCCAGCCUGUGUUUUGGUUUUGGUUUUCCUGAAUGUUCUCUGUCUUCAGCGAGGCAGCAUGGUGCAGCGUAGUGGUCAGUUCAUGGGGGUGCUGACACACAGCAAAAGUGUCAGGUAACAUGGUAGCACCCUCAAAGCCACAAUCACCAACUACAACAACUGCAAGAUUUGGCAAAACAGCACUGGGCUGAAGGGUACAGAGACCCUAGGUUUGGGGUCUUUUUGCAGGGGGAGAUGUUUGGGUUUUUUGAAACAGAGUUUCUCUGUGUUAGGGUAACCGAAACCUUGGAUGUCCCAGAACUGUCACUGUAGACCAGGCUGGCCUUGAACUCAGAGAUCUGCCUGCCUCUGCCUCCUGAACACUGGGAUCAAAGGUGUGCACCACCACCAUCCAGCCAGAGCCCCUGAAGCUCAGCACACCUCACUAACUUCCUGUAAAGCAUUGGUCCAGCUCUUAGCUACCUUAAGUCUUGGAUCUGGCUUUUGUUUUGGGCUAUGAACACCAUGCUCCUGUAAGUAACCUCUCACCUUCCUAUCGCCCUAAUUAAACUUACCACCAAUGUCAA
Psammomys obesus (fat sand rat) is the source of this 2262-nucleotide messenger RNA. It is a transcript of the gene Irak4, whose product is annotated as interleukin 1 receptor associated kinase 4. Gene Ontology annotation, cellular component: plasma membrane. The coding region runs from base 177 to 1550 and encodes 457 amino acids. The transcript is spliced from 12 exons. Gene Ontology annotation, molecular function: magnesium ion binding; ATP binding; protein serine/threonine kinase activity. Gene Ontology annotation, biological process: protein phosphorylation; signal transduction. NCBI's taxonomy places the organism in Eukaryota, Metazoa, Chordata, Mammalia, Rodentia, Muridae. The record is from RefSeq and is a predicted model, not a curated record.